GCGGCGGCGCUUGAGGAGGGGGCGCCUGAGGCGAGGCCGAGGCGAUGGCGGCGGGGGGCGGCGGCGGCGGCUGGGCCGCGGUGGUGCUGACCUGCCGGCGGGGCGGCUCCGUGGCGGCCCUGCGGCGAGAGCUGGAGCUGAGGCGGCGCCGGGGGGCGCUGGGCCCGGAGCCCCCCGUGGUGGUGGUGCUGGAGGACCCCUGGGCCCGCCUGGGCAGCGGCGGGGCCACCCUCAACGCCCUGCUGGCGGCCGCCGAGAGGCUGAGCGCCAGGGCGGGGGGCACGGUGAGGGGGGAGGGGGGCUUAAG
Molecule: messenger RNA, 307 nt
Organism: Oxyura jamaicensis (ruddy duck)
Lineage: Eukaryota; Metazoa; Chordata; Aves; Anseriformes; Anatidae
Product: L-fucose kinase-like
Exons: 2
Biological process (GO): GDP-L-fucose salvage
Molecular function (GO): fucokinase activity
Source: RefSeq, a predicted model, not a curated record